Zerene cesonia (dogface butterfly) is the source of this 4221-nucleotide messenger RNA. Its product is annotated as netrin receptor UNC5A-like. Bases 210 to 3077 code for a protein of 955 amino acids. The transcript has 12 exons. Gene Ontology annotation, molecular function: protein binding; netrin receptor activity. The record is from RefSeq and is a predicted model, not a curated record. Gene Ontology annotation, biological process: netrin-activated signaling pathway; motor neuron axon guidance. NCBI's taxonomy places the organism in Eukaryota, Metazoa, Arthropoda, Insecta, Lepidoptera, Pieridae. Gene Ontology annotation, cellular component: membrane.
GUACGCGUCUCCGCGGAACGUAGACGCGUCGACGGUCGAUUCGAGUUUGUGCCGCGUAAAGUAAACUAUUUUCUGUUUUCAUUCUGUGCGAUUUGCAUAUAAGUGAAGCUUGAUUAGUUACUGAAGUGAUGUGAACCUAUAUUUAUAACGGUGAUUAGUGAUUUCUGGAUUUCAGUUUCAAAGUGUGAUGAGAGCGCGCGUGUGAAGCCAUGGCGAAGAGAGCGCUGCUCUUGAUAUGGGUGGUCGCCGUCGUCACUGCAGAACAACAUGAUGACACAAGUUCGACCGAGCCUGAGCACACCACAGCCGCGCCAACACCACCUAUACCUUUACGACCAGAAUACGCACAUCCAGCUGGCGUAGAAGCGUUAGACCCAUACAACUCCGAAAAGAAUCCACCACCACACAGAGACUAUUUAGAAGAAGAUUACGACCAUGAAGGUCACAAAGAAGACGACCAUGAUAACAGAGAUGACGCAGACGAAUUGCCGUCUCUGUCCGGUGAUCAUCUAUUGCAAAGUUCUACAGAUGAUCUACCAAUGUUCUUGCUGGAACCGCAACACGCGUAUGUAGUGCGGAACAAGCCGGCUAUGUUGAGAUGUCGCGCCGCUAAUGCGUUACAAGUAUACUUCAUGUGCAAUGACGUUCGGUCGGUUGGUAGUACACAGUUUGAGUUUGUGGACCCUCAAAGUGGCGUUCGGAUCGUUGAAGCGGAGUGCAAUGUGACGAGGGAUCAUUUGGAGGAGUAUUUUGGUGAAGAUAGGUUCGAGUGUAGGUGCCACGCCUGGAGUAGCAGAGGUGAUAUUAGAAGCCAACCAGCAGUUGUUGAAUUGGACAUGGCCAACUACAGUUGCGUGGCAGAAAACAUAGCUGGCAAAAGAAUUUCCGAGUCCGCCACCCUUACUGUUUAUGUGAACGGAGGCUGGAGCGCCUGGGGCGCCUGGACUCAAUGCAGAUGCAACGGACGUGUCUCCGGUCAGCGCCGCACGAGAACCUGCACAGAACCCCACCCUCUCAACGGUGGAGCCCCCUGCCAGGGCCAAAGCGUGCAGAAGACAUCCGACUGCGUGUUGUGUCAGAGUGAUGGAUACAACAUGGAUCUUCAAAUAUAUGACAAUACGCAACAGUUAUUAAUUGCAUCGCCGGGAUCCGGUCGAUGGGGCAGCUGGACGGAGUGGUCAGAGUGCGGGUCUGACUGCCGGCAGUCGAGGCGCCGCUCGUGCGUCGGCGACGCGUGCUCCGGAGCGCAAGUCCAGCACGCUGAUUGCAUUGGCGACUUCUGUGGUGUGCAUGGAGUAGCUGCCCAUAGCGACAUACCAUUGUACAUCGGUAUCGCAGUAGCCGUGGUAGUGUUCCUUGCUGGCGCUGCAGUGCUGUACAAACUGCUGCAGAGGAAGACAAGGGAUCACUCGUUGUACACCAUGACAAGGACAGACUUUCAACCAGAAAUAUACCCCACUGUGGAGAAGCAAUCCCUCUCGCUGGCUCCAGACCUGAUGCAGCAUAGACCUCCCCGCUACGAUCCCCCAGACCCUCGGACUGAACAUCAUUAUGAUGUACCGCAUCUAACUAAUAGUUACGCCUCACCAGUAGACCAGCAAGUGACUCCAAGUGCCUCAAGCAAGGGACACAGUGAUGAAUACGACACGAAGCCCUAUAGCGAGUCUGAACAUUCUGCCUCUAGCUGCUUUACAAGUUCCGGGUCAAUGUACGAUGCAACAAACGAAUCAGUAACACUUCAGCUCGCAGAACUGGUGUCCAAUUCGCCAACAUCCCAAUCUCUCUCAGUGUCCAGUGGUGGAGCGCGGCUGUGCUUGCCCGCGGCGGGGGUCGCGCUUUCGAUCCCGGAGGGGGCAAUGAAUAGAGGCAGGAGAGAACAGAUCUACGUGGCUGUCGUGAAGGACGAUAGAUAUCGCGCUAGGUUGGGAAAAGGUAUCACGCAACUCAGUCCGGUAGUAAAAUGCGGCCCGCCUAGACUCCAACUCAAUAAGUCGGUUAUAUUGCAAAUACCGCACUGUGCGAGCCUCAAGCACGGCUUCUGGAAUCUCGCCCUGUACGCUAUAGACAACAACAAAGACAACUCGCCGCACUGGAAAAAAGUCGUCAAUCUCGGCCAAGAGACCAUAAACACCCCGGUCUUUACGCAGCUAGACACAGAUAAAAUAUACUUAGUCACCGACAUGCUGUCUACCUUUGUUCUAGUCGGCGAGAGUUUCAACGGGAAAGCCGUUAAAGCGCUCCAAUUAGCACUUUACGCCACCCCCAUUAACGAAGCAUCCACCGAAUAUACGAUCCGCGUUUAUAUCUUCGAAGACACGCCUUGCGCUACGUACUAUUGUCAAGAACAAGAGAAAAAACUCGGCGGAGUUCCUCUAGACCGACCUAAGACUUUGCUAUUCCAAGAUGGCGGCUCCAAUUUGUGUCUGAAUUUGGAACACGUCAGCCCCGGUUGGAAGGCGAAACCCGGCGUCGCGUACCAGGAGAUACCGUUCAACCACAUAUGGACGUCGAACUACAACGCGGUGCACUGCAAUUUCGCGUUGGACAGGUCGUACGAUAGCGACAACAUCGACUUCUCCAUAUCCGCGUGCCAAAGGACGAAUCCCUCGUACAAGCAAACGUUCCGCGUGUCCGUGGACAUGGCGCACCGCGGCCGCUCGCCGCGCGGGGAAUCCCGGAAUUUCAACAUCACAGAGAAUUUGCUGGAAGCAAGACUGGGCAGGAGCGACGCGAGCGACGACGGGAGCGUGAAACGGAGCGUCACCGUGAGCGAGACGGGCGUCAACGAAGCGGAGGGGCCGUUCAAACUGAGCGUCCGGAUCAAACGGCAGCUGUGUUCGAUCCUGGACCCGCCAAACGCGCGCGGCAACGACUGGCGCGCUCUGGCGUCCAGGCUGGGCGUGGACCGGUACACGACCUGGUUUGCGACCAAGAGCUCCCCCACGGAGGCGAUCCUGGAGCUGUGGGAGUGCAGGGAGAGAGGCCCGGGGGCCGUCUCGUCGCUGGCGACGGCGCUGCGGCAGAUGGACAGGCACGACGCCGCCGACUUGCUACAAGGCAGACCGUCUUGGUUAUGAAUUGGGACUUAAUGCGAUACAGCUCGACGCAAUGGCGAAUGCUUCGGCGAUUAGUUUUUGUUGAACUUUGAUUUUAUGAAAAUCUCGACUCGGAGGCGAUUGUUUACUUACAUUGCACAAGUUAUGUUUUUUUUACGUAGUCGUUUUAAAUCGUCAAAAUUUUCAUUUCUUAUCUCGUAGCAUUCUUCGUUGGUGUCGAUUCGUUGCUAAUUAUCUUGUAGAUUAAAUGUUAUUUAGAACAUAGUACGGGCCGAUGGUCGUGUAAAAUCGUGGUAGUUUUGUAUAGAAGCUCUAUCUAUGCUGUAGAUAAGCGGAAUAAAUUAUAUUAUAGUAGCAAUAAUAGUGCCUAAUCUUUAAAAGAACUCGGUCGUGGGCGGCCAUCUUGUUAAUUUUAUAAGCGUUUGAGUGUUCAUUGUAUUGGAAUGUGGAAUAUACAUUUUGUUCUUGCUUUUAUCAGUUUUUAGAGAUACGUGCCAAAUUAUCGAUAUUGUUUGGCUAUCUAUACGCACUACGCAGAGCUUAUUGUAAAAAUAACUGUUUAUUAUAAGACUUAAAUGCAUUUAUACUUUACUCGUACUCCCUCACUGCCUAUUUCUAUAAUAGAUUUUUUAUCAUCACCAUAAUAUAUGAUUUAAAAUAUUAAGUUUAAAAUUCUAAAGUAUGGUAAUGUUAGUGGAAAAAAAUUUAUACGUAUAUUGUUUUUGGAUACUUUUACUUUUCGAAUGUAUGGAUGACCGGUUAAUUUUGUUCCUGUUGCGAAAUAUAUCGAUUUGUAUAUAACGUGAUUAUGAUCGUACUUAAAGUGGCAAUCAAUAAAUAAUAUUGUUUUUAAAACGUUUUGCAUCUCAAAAUAUAUUAAAACCGUUUAUAUAACCUUUUAUUUUCUUUUUUUUUAAGUUUCAACAUAACAAGCAAAAAUAAGAGAUAUUAAUUUUUUUUUUUAUUAAUGUUGCCACCUUAAGUACCUGUGAUUUAAAUGUAAAUAAUUUUAAAACACGUAGAAAAAUGUAUAACCUGAAAAUGUGUUGUAUAAUACGGAAUCCUCACCGCUGUAGACUAUAUAUUUUUGUUAACGUGAUGACUAUUAAAUAAAUGGAUCUGUGAUAAUUAAAAUAAUAUGAAAUAAAUUAUGUUUAACUGUGUA